Messenger RNA from Exophiala viscosa, 2403 nucleotides. RefSeq lists its product as uncharacterized. The record is from RefSeq and is a predicted model, not a curated record. Lineage: Eukaryota; Fungi; Ascomycota; Eurotiomycetes; Chaetothyriales; Herpotrichiellaceae. Gene Ontology annotation, biological process: regulation of DNA-templated transcription; multicellular organism development. Gene Ontology annotation, molecular function: hormone activity; DNA-binding transcription factor activity, RNA polymerase II-specific; zinc ion binding. Bases 98 to 2254 code for a protein of 718 amino acids. Gene Ontology annotation, cellular component: extracellular region. The transcript has 7 exons.
CUCCACUCAACAUGAUUCAUAUACCUCGUGCGAGACCAUCUGGUCUCUUUUUCUGCCACGAUGAUUUUGCCUUAUCUCAUGCGCUUGCCCACUCGGAAUGAAACGACAGAGACCGGUCACCUCGUGCCUAAGCUGCAGACGAAGGCGGCUCCGCUGCGACAGAACACAUCCAUCAUGCCAUCGUUGUCGCACUGGUGGUGUGCAAUGCAUAUACGAUGAAAGUGCAAUUCCCGACUCCUUCGACAGGUCAACUGCUGCAGCCGAGCCUUCUCGGAGGGACCAGUCUCGGCCAUUAGCGCCUCAGAAUGAGCCGCAAUCACCUGUGGUUCGGCCACGUAGUCAUGAAACGGGAGCCAUCUCAGUCCACGCCGGCGGCCGCUCGACUUACAUUGGCUUGACCUACUGGGCAAACCCCAUCCCUCCAGAAUUCAAUGACAACCAAGCAUCCGAUGGCGAAGCUCCGACACACGCUUCAAGUCCCUUUCCGCAGUGGCCGCCCAAACAGGACGUGGAGAACCCAUGGGCCGGGCUGAAGUUUCGACCACCCCGUUCAUAUGAUGUUCUGUGGACAAAGGCUGGCUCUAAUAAAUGCAAACUCUGCGGCAAGCGAUAUAACAUCUCCUGCAUCAUGGCCCUCUUACCGACUAAGGAGGUCUGUGAGAAGCUGUGCAGCCUCUUCUUCACCACAGUUUUUCCACUCAUGCCUUUGCUCCACGCCCGAGGGUUCGAAGAGGACUUCACGGGGUUUUGGAACGGAAUGAGUGCGAGAAGUGUGCACAACAGUGAGCCCAGCCUUAUCAUGCGACAGAAGCCAAGCUUCCUAUGUCUGUUGGCCUCGGUUUUGUUCGCCGCGUCAGCAUCAGCGACGAAAUCUCGAGUCAAGUCGUUGUUAGGAGACGAGGACGUCCCGGACACUAAGGACCUCUACUUCAUUGCCAUGGUAUCAGCAACCCUGACUGGCUUUCCGCGUCAGCCGAGUAUAUACUCGCUCGCUGCAUACAUUCUCGCUCAGAGUCAGUUCGUCAGAGAAGAAGAAUUCUCUGACGCUCCUGAUUUUAUCUCAACGUCUUUCCGAGUGGCUCUAGAAACCCGGCGCAGACUUUGGCACUAUAUCUGUCAUUUAGACGUUAUGAGUUCCAGUUCUAGUGGAUUGUCUCCACUCUUCAUCGAUGAUAAGAUGGCGAACACGGAUCCAAUGUCCCAGUACGACCUCUUGGAAAAUGAAGUUGGCUUUGACAGAGAAGUGGACAUACGCUAUAAGGUGGCGUCACAGCGGUAUGAAAUCACUAAAGAGAUCCGAAACAUUCUCAAAUGUCAUUUCGAGGACCACUUCCAAUCUCUUGACCACGUGAACGAUGUGGCCAGAGAACUCAGGGCUGUAGCAGACCGCGCCAGAAUUAGUACAGAAACGCUGCUCAAUGCGAGGUCGAGCUAUUCUGCACUCUCAGCUAUUGAGGCGCGGCCGAUCAUGACCAGGCCAUUUGCCCGGGUGUGGAAGUUACGACCAGACGCCAACGAUGCGGAAGUAGGGGACUUUCUAGCCUGGGCCGCACUCCUUGUGCACUUGAUGGUCCACAAAGCUUACUGCGUGCUGUACCGUCCGCUUUUCAGGGAUCCAUCCUUAGGCUCACAUGAGGUUAUUCGGUCAAAUGCCGUUAAAAACGCCCAAGCCUUCAUCCAGCUCUUCAUCCGCGUCUGUAACGACCCUAUCUCCGAGCCCUUCCACUGGAUGUACCCGGGCACUUACCAGCCUCUGCAGGCCGUGUCACUGUUACUCGCCGACCUACUGCAGCAUCCAUAUAGCGACGACGCCUCCCUAUCUCGCGGCUUGAUCGACGCCAUCUUCGAACUCUACCAAGUCGAUGAGGGUAUAGUCAGCCAGAACGACCCACCGAUACGGCAGCUGUCGCCAUCAGGUCGAGACGCUUGGGCCAUGCUGGUUCGAACACGAAGAAAAGCCCUUGAGCAGACCGGUGUGGAUCAUCACGUCUUGUACCCAUCCUCCCUUGUAUCAUCGAGCACAUGCAUUUGCGGCGAGAGGAUCGCACACGAUAUAACCAGCGGUCCUGGAUCACAACAACACUGGAGCAGCCAUCAUACUCCAGGAGGCGGACGACAGGAUGAAGCGGCGCCCGAUCCAUUGUCCGACGAUCAGGACCCGGCUGGGUUGUCACUUGGUAUCCUGGGGCAAAUGGAUUUCGAUUGGCAUGCCUGGGACAAUGCUUUGGGACCGUCAGAAGGAAUGAUGCCGUAAAAUCGACAAAAUGAGUGAAACUUUGCACAAGAUGUGUCUCCAAACAUCCCCAAGCAAAACCUCUACUACACCAAAACCCCUCCAAGAAGGUAUUCGUAUCCAUGACUCAUGAGGACCGGCCUGCCCGGAUAUCUGUAAGGUGCCCGUUC